This is a messenger RNA of Osmia bicornis bicornis, 3785 nucleotides long. RefSeq lists its product as uncharacterized. Lineage: Eukaryota; Metazoa; Arthropoda; Insecta; Hymenoptera; Megachilidae. The record is from RefSeq and is a predicted model, not a curated record. The transcript has 2 exons. The coding region runs from base 50 to 1315 and encodes 421 amino acids.
AGUCGUGAGUGAAAUCGGUAAGAGGAUUUUGGUGUAUUUACGUACGGUAAUGAGCGUAACACCCCGGAGAAGUUCACGGAGGCGAAGAAGCGAGUCAGAAGACCCUUUUUUAAGGAAGUUGCGAUGCCUGGAAGAAGAAUACAGGCGGUCGCGUUUUCGACACGGGCGCACGAGAUCUCGGCGAAGGGGCUCGGACUCUAGCCAUAACAGGCGAUGUAGUGCAGAUGACUCUGAUAAAGAGAAUGGCGAGCGUAUCGCAGGUGUAUACAGACGAACGUCACAUUCUAAUCAGAGUCACUUAACCUCAUCCAAAAGGGACCGUUCAUCAAGUUUGUCUGAUGAAGUGAGCGGCGAGUGCCAUCGGCGAGCUCCAUCACGCUCGAGUCGGAGACGUUCGUAUUCGAGUGAGAAGGAUACGCUGAUUUCAGCGAUCGAGUCUGACAGAGAGGGCGGUGAGUGUAAUCCGAGAGAUACGUCACGUCCUAGUCACAUAUCACUUGAAUCGGCAAAACAGACCGAUACCGAGGGAACGUUGGGCUUACUUGGAGAUGAUCCAGCCAAAGACACCCAAAAAGGUCCCGAUAUUCAUGUAGCUGUAGCGGAACGCUGGGAUAAAAUAUUGCGAGAUGGUCUAUCGAAAGAUCAAAAGCGCGAUCUUCAAGAUAAAUAUCCUACAAUCGGUAAUUGUCCUCUAACCAGAGCGCCAAAACUUAACCCCGAAAUCAAGACUGCCUUAUCGGCGCUUGCGGGAAAAAAGGACCACUACCAGUACCUGGCCCAAAAUCAGCUGGGAGCGGGAAUUAAUGCUAUCGGCGCAGCAUUAACGGAGGUGUUAAAGGCGGAGAAAAGCAUUGAAUUGGCGGUCGAUUCCACAAAAUUUAUUGAACGCCUUGCCGAUGCAGGUAGAAUCCUAGCGGACUUGCACCAUGAUAUGUCAAAAACAAGAAAAUCGUUUAUUGUACCAGGAUUAAAUCCUAUUGUAAAACAGAUUGCGGAUGAAAGUCCGAUCGAUGGCCUAUUAUUCGGAGAAAAAUUCUCCGAAAAUCUCAAAGGCGCAAAAGUCAUGGAAAAAGCUUCCAAGGAUGUGAUAAAGCAAGGGGGAAGCUGCUACCGGAAGAGUAUUGGUACCACGUCACGAGAUGAAAAUCGUAGAUUCCAGUCAUCGCGUUGGAAGCAAAGUGGAUAUCCCAGCCAUCAUCAAGGCGAGAAGUUAAACUGGCGUCGUCCCUUCGGUAUGAAUUAUCGAGGCACUCAGCGGAAGGGACAGAAAUCGAAAGAGCCCCGGCCCAAGGACAAUAGUCAGCACAAGGAUUAGACUUGACAACACCACCCGUUACGAGCGUCGCUUUCCCUGGUUGCCGGGAGAUUAUCGGGCAAGCGUUUAGGUUAAAAGGAGUGCCUCAAGACUCCAUUCCAGUGAUGAUGAAGUCCUUAUCAGAUGGGACAAUCAAGCAAUAUCAAAAACCACUAAAUUUAUGGUGGGAAUUUUGCCAAGAAAACAAGAUAUGUGUCUUUCAGGCACCAAUUCCAAAAGUUCUGGAAUUUCUAACGCGUUGUUUAAGUCAAACAAGAACAUACGGUACAUUAAAUUCAUAUCGAUCGGCCGUGGCGUUAGUUGCGGGAGAGGAGAUAGGGCAACAUCCAAUAAUUAAAAGAUUUUUUCGAGGUGCGGCUCACUUACGGCCUCAAACUCCAAAAUAUGAGGAAAUUUGAGACCCCGAUCCAGUACUAUGUUAUUUGAGGACCCUUUGGCCCCACGAAACAUUAACCUUUGAAUUACUCACUAAGAAGUUAGUUAUGUUAUUAGCGUUAGCUACGGCGCAAAGAGUACAAACACUCACCAAAAUUAGGAUUAGUAAUAUCAAAAUAUUUGAUACGGAAAUUAGAAUUAAGAUAUCAGAUAGAAUAAAAACAUCGGGUCCGGGAAGGAUACAACCGAUGUUACAAUUGCCGUUUUUCAAAGAACAGUCGCGGUUAUGCGUGGCGACCAUUUUAUGCCAGUACAUAAAACAAUCGGCAAAGAUAAGAAAGCAAAGCGAAGAUAGGCUAUUAUUAACGUACAAGAAGCCACACGGGGUGGCGACGCCACAGUCAGUCAGUAGGUGGCUUAAAAGUGUUAUGGCCAAAAGUGAGAUUGAUACAAAGAACUUUGGUUCGCAUAGCACAAGGCAUGCCUCUACAUCCGCGGCGUCUCGCAGAAGUGUGGAUAUUGAGGCGAUUCGAAGAGCCGCAGGUUGGACGGAAAAAUCGGAUACGUUUACACGGUUUUAUAAUCGGCCUGUGAUAAAAAACACGAGUGUAGCGAGAUCGGUUAUCGGGGUAGAGAUUUAGCUUUAAGUUUGUUAUAAGGAUAAGGUUUGUCAAGACUGUCAAAGUUCUAUCCACUUUAAAUGAGUUAAAAUACAAAUUGCAAUAAUCUUUAAACAUCUACCUAUUGAUCUAGAGGACAAGACGAUGCAGCAUAAUUGUACGAUCAAACGAACUUACCUUAGUGAUGUUCGAUCGUGAUUAUGCUAGACGUCUUGUCCGAAUAGAUCAAACCCCCCCUUCUUUAGUUAGUCCCAACCCGCUUGAUCUAUUCGGCUUGCAAUUUGAGGGCUUUGAAAUGUAAUGGCGUAGUGAGGGAACAGGUCUGCCACCAUAGCGGGAAGCGGGAAAUUGUUGAAAUUGUUGAAAUUUAAAAACUGUGACGGAUCGAGCAACUGGCGUUACUACCUAUUGAUCUAUUCGGACAAGACGUCUAGCAUAAUCACGAUCGAACAUCACUAAGGUAAGUUCGUUUGAUCGUACAAUUUUCUUUCAUAUAGUGGAGCAAUUACUAAACUCGAUGGAAAUGGUCGUCCAAUUAUUCCGGAAUCACUAAAGAAUCAAGUCGAGUCAGUCGAAGAUUUUGAUGAGAAACUGAUUUACCAAAUGCAAUCAAUUCCCAAAGACAAAAAUAGAAUUAACAUAUUAAGAGAAAAUACACGUUUAAGCCAUUUAAAGGAAGGUAAAGAACAAAUCUGGGAAAUCAUUUCGAGCUUCCACGAUAUCUUUGUAUUGCCAGGAGACCCGUUACCUAAAUCCGCAGUAUUAGAACACGAAAUUAGAACAACUGACGAAGUUCCUAUUCAUACAAAACAGUAUUGGUAUCCACCUAUUCACCAGGAAGAAAUUAAAAGACAGGUCGCGGACAUGCUCGAGAAAGGAAUAAUUCGAGACAAAGAUAGCCCAUAUAAUAAUCCUCUGUAGAUCGUACCCAAGAAUAUAGACGCUAGUGGGAAACAAAAAUGAAGGUUAGUCAUCGACUAUCGAAAACUUAACGAAAAGACGAUUCAGGACGCGUAUCCCAUACCUAACAUCGAUGAGAUACUAGAUAAAUUAGGUAAUGCUAAAUACUUUUUCGCAUUCGACUUAGCUUCGGGAUUCCAUCAAAUAGGAGUAAAGGACUCAGACAUUCAAAAAACCGCUUUCUCUACUAACGACGGUCAUUUCGAGUAUGUCAGGAUGCCAUUCGGAUUAAAAAACGCUCCUCCGACUUUCCAAAGAAUGAUGAACCGAGGACUACGUGGUCUAAUAGGAAAUAAUUGUUUUGUAUAUAUUGAUGACAUAAUUGUGUUUGGACGUACUCUAGAGAAACACACUAAAAAUUUAAAGUUAGUAUUUGAAAGACAGGCAAUGCGGGUUAAAGCUUCAGCCUGAUAAGUGCGAAUACCUAAAACCAGAAUUGGAAUAUUUAGGUCACGUCAUAUCAGCCGAUGGAGUAUCCCCUAACCCGAAACGAAUAGACAAUAAAAUAAUUUUUA